Messenger RNA from Dicentrarchus labrax (European seabass), 1283 nucleotides. It is a transcript of the gene tnni1a, whose product is annotated as troponin I type 1a (skeletal, slow). The record is from RefSeq and is a predicted model, not a curated record. Gene Ontology annotation, cellular component: troponin complex. NCBI's taxonomy places the organism in Eukaryota, Metazoa, Chordata, Actinopteri, Moronidae. The coding region runs from base 84 to 596 and encodes 170 amino acids. The transcript is spliced from 5 exons. Gene Ontology annotation, biological process: muscle contraction.
AAAACAUUUGAAAUGUGUUGGGAAUGUCCUGAAUUAUCUUCUCCAUCCAGAGGAAACCAAAGAUCUCAGCUUCAAGGAAGCUGAUGCUCAAGAGCCUGAUGGUUGCAAAGGCCAAGGAGGAAUUGGAACAAGAGAUCCUAGUUAAAGAGGAGGAGAAACAGAAGUAUCUGGCAGAGAAAGCUCCUCCUCUAAACACCAGCAGCCUGAGCCUUGCACAGUUACAGGACCUCUGCAGAGAGCUCCAUGAAAAGGUAGAUGUGGUGGAUGAGGAGAGAUAUGACAUUGAAGCCAAAGUCAUGCUCAACACACGUGAGAUUAAAGACCUGAACAUCAAGGUGUUAGACCUCAGGGGGAAAUUCAAGAGGCCUAAUCUUCGACGUGUUCGUGUGUCUGCUGACGCCAUCCUUCGCUCGCUGCUGGGCUCCAAGCACAAAGUCUCUAUGGAUCUCCGGGCCAACCUCAAGUCUGUAAAGAAAGAGGACACUGAGAAGAAGAGGCCAGUGGAGGACAGUGACUGGAGGAAGAAUGUGGAGGCCAUGUCAGGGAUGGAGGGAAGGAAGAAGAUGUUCGAUGCUGCUAAGGGUCCUGCCCAGUGAACCCAGAAGGUGAUGGGCUGGUGUCAUCACUCCUCCUGCAUCUGAAUUGGUUUCGUUUUCCUACAGUCUAUUGAGCUUUUGCAUUUCCACCUAAUACUGUCAUUCUUGCGUAUGCUCCUGAGAUGGAGGUGAGAAGAUAACCCCACUCUCCCAAAGGGUUUUCUUCACUUUCCUUAAAGGUCCAGUUUGUAACAUUUAGGAGGAUCUAUUUAAACCAAUCACUGGCAAAUGGUAUUUAGCUUUUUUCACGGCCACCACAGUUUUCCUCACACACUAGGAAGGCGAAUGGUAUUCAGUUAGUUGCAAUCUGCAACUUCGCCUCUAGAUCUCACUAAAUCCCACACACGCUGGUCCUUUAAGAACUGAUUUGUUUACUGCUCGUUGAUAUGCUGUUAAAAAUGACUUUAUCUAUGUGCCACGUGCUAUUAUUUGUAUUGUUCUUAUAACUGAUAUUGCACCUGAAGCCCAGAGAUUUAGGCUUAUAUUUGUAUAGCUAUGUCAAAAAAAUGCAGCUUGUAUUUCCAGAUAUUGUAACCUAACCAGCACGCCAAAUGAUAUUAUAGACAAUAAUAUGACCUAUCCAAAAUCAAAUUGCAUUUUUUAUAUUCUUGCUUGGUGUUUUUAUGAACUUUAACAAAAUGAUUUGUACGUCAUCAGCUGAUGCAACAAUAAAACACAUUUAAUUAA